ACUUCAAUAGUCCAGUCUUUUAGUCUCGAAUAUUUACAUGACAUUCAUAAAAAAAUGUGUAAUUCGGUGAACAUUUUUGUACGUCGAUCCAAAAAUAUGUCAAGCAGUGUGUUUGUCUACUGCGAGGCAGUGCGCAUGUCAAGUUGAAAAUUGCAAAUGGCGGCCGUUGUUAUUGUUCGUACCGAAUUAACUAUUUGUAAAUUAUAUACUAAUCUUUUAAGGGAUUUUUCUAAUGAACUGGUGUACUGAAAUGAUGCUUUAACUUAUUUUAAUUCGGUACGAUAAGUUUUAAGUACGAUUUUAAGUGUUUUGUGUGUUUUUUUCGCAUUUUAUGUGUGUCAUUGCAAAUGGGGUAAGCUGGAAUUAUCGGAUGUCGCUUAGGUUGUUUUGAAUAGUUACAACAAGAAAAUGGAGUGACCUUAUGUGUUGAAUCAGACAGUGCACAAAUAUUUUCACCAAUCGCCCUACGUUUAAAGCCUUCGAAAACACGAGGGAGAUCAUAAUUUACAAAUGUUCCAUGCUGUGACUGCACUCCCCGUACAUUUCAAAAUGGCUGCUCUUGACGAUAUAUGAGCUUUGCGUCACUGGAACAUAAAUCAGUGGAUUCGAUUCAUGAAGAAAUCGUUGUGUUUAAGUCGCAAGGCGCUAGUGAAAAAUAGGAAUUGGAAGGAGAACACGAUCCCGGGGGAAGUCGGACCGGGACAAUAGUGGUGUGUCAUAUGUUUUCAGAGUGGACAGUGGUCAUAGGACCGAGAUUGCUUUGCGUCCGUGCCGGACUGUGAUGUUGCGUUUGAUAUCCAAGGAUGGUUCUAAUCAAGAGGGAUUAAUGAUACUAGUGUGUAAUUGAUCGGAAUGUGACAUCGUAUGAGAGUAUGGCAGCGGACAGCGACGGGCCAGGAUCGGCGGGCGGCGGCUGGUGCGGCGUGGUGGUGACUUGCGAGGGCGACCUGCGCGACCCUCGCUUCCCGACGCGCCUACGCCGUCUCCUGCGCGACCUGCGCACGCUGCUCGCCGACCCGCACCCACAGCACCUCAAAGUUAACAAGGUGGAGCCAUGGAACUCGGUUCGCGUCACACUGUCGGUGCCACGAGCGGCCGCGGCUCGGCUCCGGGCGCUGGCGAUGGGAGGAGCCCCCCAGCUGAGGGCGCUCGGAAUCCUCUCCGUGCAGCUUGACGGCGACGCUGCCGUCUCGUUGCGGCUGCAGCACGGGGCCGAGCUGACCAUAAGCGCCGACGGUGAUGACGCGAGCUCAUCAAGAUCGCAAUCGAACGUGGAGUUGUUAGCUGGCUUAGAGGGGAUAGGCCGGCUGAUGGAGGGGGCCGACGGAGCGUCCACCUCGGCUGACGCCACUCCUUCAUCUUCCACUCAGAACAGGGACAACUUCAAAUCCCCCAACACUGUCUGUCCAAUGGAUGGGAAGAUACCGCAGAACAUUCCCACGCCGACCACAGACAGAUGUGAAUUCCCCUUCGGCAGUAUGACUCAAGCGAGAGUGAUACACCGGAAAGAAAAUACUUUAGGUUUAGGUGGUUCAUCAAGUAGCAUAAGGCCGUCUUCUGAUGCCAUGUUCGCGAGGCCGUCGACAUCAUCGUUCACAGGGCCGCCCCCGCCCUACCCCGCGCCGCCCCCUCCGGCGCCUCCCUCCACGCCUACGCCCCCCACUGUCGCGAUGUCUUCGCCUCUUCUCGUAAACUUAUUGCAGAACGACGCGCCCACCCCUCAACCUAGACCCAAACCUCCGCAGCACCCCGCUAAACUAGAUCGGCUUGAAGACGGACAGGUGGAAUUAGCUGUCGGUCGUGCGCCUUUUGAGUACCGCGGGCCCCGCACCCCGGCACCGCUCCGCAUGCCGCCCUCCCCGGCGCCUUCUUCGCCGUCCCCGGCCCCGUCCCCGACACCACGUCCGGCCCCUAGGCCCGCACCUUACAUCCGGCGAGCCUUUGCCCCGGCAAGGCCCAGUCUUCCGCCGCCACCUCCCACUGUGACGUAUCGUACAGUGCCAGCGCCGAAUGCAACGGUCGUGUCCCGGACUCGAUUUCAGCCGGGCACGUACUCGACCGAGUCGUUUGGUCCUCCGCCCCCGUAUGGCGGCCGGCAAGCGACGCCACGACCCCCGCCGCCUCGUGCUGCCCCGCCCCCGACACCGCCGCCACAGUCUUCGAGGGUCACUCCCGAAGACCUGCAAGCUCUACUGCCUCCGCCCACCACAUCUAUGGAUCAAAAGACUCAGUCCAGUUUUCAGGAAUUCCAGAGGUAUCAACAGCAGUACAUCGCUCUGCAGAGAGCAAAUUCUCGUAGCGCGGCCGGCUCCACAACGAGCGGGUCGGAGUGGGGUGAACCGUACCGAGACUCGCUCUCAGGGCUGCAGCUACCAGAGCUACCCGACACGGAUCUGGAUCAGUUGCUGCCGACGUUGGGUGCCGAUCUGAACUUGGAUGAUCCCGCAUUAUCGGCGAUCUCGGACUUGGACGCGGCCGGCAAGCUCGACCUGCUGUACGACGGCGGUGCUGCUCCUACGCCCGACUCGCUGCUUCACGAGAUCACUGGGCAGUUUCCACCCCAGGUCAACGGACCCUACUCAGAACCCCCUACGUCCUCCGCAAGUGAAGUGCCUUCUAAAUCAGAAUCUUUCGACAGUGAAACGACUUUUAUGCCACCCCCUCCUGUGCCGCAAACGUCUAAAUAUCAAACAAAUCAUCACCCCCCUUUCAAAUCACCGCCGACCUCGUACGCGUCGCCCGUGUCGUGUAACUCUGAAUUGGUGCGGACGGUGUCGAGUCAAGCGAAUUCGAAUCACGGGCAGAUGAGUCAAAAUCAGCAUCCAACGAAUCAAAUGUCGCCUGGUCACACGUCGAUGCCGCCGCCGAUGCGGUUGCCGAUGAGGACGACGUCGGUGAGCACCGCGACGGUCGGCUCGCAGGCCACCGCGCAGGAGAUCGAAGAACAAAACAAGCAGUACCUGAUCAAAACGCUCAUGCGAGACGACGACUCGCCUCCUCCAGCGCCGCCACCUCCACCUCCGUCUGAGCCCGAGAAAAAAGUCGACGAGAUCACUGUCGUGCAGUGUAAAAUCAAAGAAAACUCUACAGAUACGAUCCCGGAAAUAUUUGGUAUCGCGAAGUCGAUACCCGAAGAUGACGGGAAGAAGGAUGAUGAAGCGAGAAAAAAUAAGUUGACGAAAAAGGAUCGUGAUGAGAAACUAGUCGCUCAAAAGGGCGGGAAGCCUCGCGUCACAGGGGCGAAAGAGAAACCCGCCAUCUUGAAGGAUAAAAUAAUCCGCGACGUUAAGUCCACCAAAGUUGCCUUACCUAGGCCCGCGCUCACGAAGCCCGCCACCCCCACCAGCGACGCGCCCAAGUCGCCGCCCGGAGAGAAGGAGUCCAUCAAGCUCAGGCUUACGAAGACGAAGCUCGACAAGAACGAGCCUGUCGUCCAACCGGUCUACAAGGCGGACGUCAGCUUCGUCAAUCAACAGAAGGGCGAGAAGUCUGACGGUGAGCUCAGAGUGCCGCCGCUGCAUAUAAGCCUAAAGGGAAGAAAUUCUGCUGUCAUAAAGAACUCCAAAAAGGAGAAAAAGAAAUUCAGUCCGGGCGAUUUGCACACAAAGAAAGUUAAAAUCAAGAAAGCGCUAGAAGACGAAAAAGCGCACAGGCGGGAGUCGGACGAGUGCAUCGCUUCGAAGUCUGGCGAUGGUGCCGAAAACAAGACUGAUGAGUAUUUAAACGCGAAAGGCAUUAAGCUUAACAACCACUACGACGGCGACGCGGUCAAAACCGAAAUAACGGGGGACAAUAACGUCGUGUACCGAAUGAAGACUAUAUCGAAGAACGCUCACAUAGUCACCAAGUCCCACGACUACAAACUCAACAACAAGGUCCAGAUGAUGGACUUGAAAGUUAAAAAGAAAUUCAAAAUACUCAGCGAGGAUAAAACAGAAAAAGACAAAGAUUGGCGGAACAACUUAUUAGAGAAAGAAGGGAAGUAUGCACAGAAUGAGGGUUACAGAGAGACUCCUAACAAUCAUGAAGUAAAAAAGAAGUUACCCAGCGGGAAGGAUGGUGUCAAAUGUGAUAGGUCCAGUGACGGGAAGACGGUGCAAUCGGACGCAGAAUGUGAGAAAGGUGCUAGUGACAAGUGUAAAGUGGAAUGGACGCUAAUCGAGGGUGAGAACAGGACUUCUGAAAGUGACAAUAAGUUAAAAAGGACACUAACCGAAAGUGCAAUUACCUCUCCUAAUGGACUCCUUACUUCUGAGAAGAAGAGGAAAACCAGUCAUAGUUCCUUAUCAGAUCCGCCGGGCUCCACCAACACGGGCACCGUCAGCGCUGGCUCUUCUCCCGGCGGCUCCUCCCCGCGGCGCAGGGAGCGGCCCAAGGACAAGUCCUACUGCAAGCUCGUCGCCGAGCGAGCUGCCGACAAACUGUCCGCGCGCUCGCCUUCCUCGCAGGCCCAGGGGGAGGAUUCGGGGAUCGAGUCCAUGGACGCGCUCUCGGAGAAGUCCCCCAACCAGGCCAGCCAAUCCCCGCCCGGACCCCAGCGCAAGGAACACCUCGACAUGCCGCGCUCCACCAGCCCCGCCUCCGUGCAGAGGAUCAUCGGCGUCAUCGAGCCCGCGCCCGCAGCGGACGACCUGCUCGUGCCGCUCUACGACCCGGGGGACAUCGAGGCCGAGCUCGCCAAGAUGCACGCCGGGCGAGUUAACGGCGACCGGCCGCUGCAACAUGAACACACCAAAGAACGGGAACCGACGCCCAUCCUGAGGGAAAGAGACGAACCCUCCGCCUCCGACGAACCGCACUCGAAACCCGAACUCGACGGCGGCGGGGACACCAACACUCCCUCCUCUGUCCCCGACGACCCGGGCGGUGCCAAGAAGGAGCCAGACUUCGAUCCGCUGCCCAGUAGAAUGUCGCCGCCCCUUUAUACGUAUUCGAAUCAAGAAAAAGGUGAUCCAGAAUCUAACGUCAAGGACGAGAAACCUGGAACCGAAAGUCGCGAGACGAGGCCCGGGGGCGAUGAAAAACGGGAGACGAAAAUCGAAAGGCUACCAUUGAAAGCUGACUUUCCCGAUAAGAGUUUGCUGGAGCAGUUGCUGAUAGAGAUUCCGACUCCGGACUAUGUCGGGAAGAGGCCCGAGUCGCCAUCUCCGUCGGCACUCGAGCGCGUGGCGAGAACCAGCGUCCGCACCCGCGCCAGCAGCAAGCUCAACAGCCCCGCCGAGCCGCGCCUCUCGCCCGUCAGAACCAAGGCGGAUCGAGCUGACUCCCCCGCCCUGCAGCCGAGGAACUGUCUGCGCGCCGUCGCCGACGACAAGAUCAGUCCGCGCAACGCCGCCCCCGCACCCCGGCCCCCGGCCCCCGUCGCGCCCGUCGUCAAGCGGAAGCGCCGCGAGUCGGAAAGUUCCGGUGCCUCCACCCUCAGUUGCGAGGAGGGCCUCUCGCCCGCCGCUCGACCGAAAAAGAAACCGCGCCGAACUGAUUUAAAACCGGUCAAUCCGACGGGAGCGCCCCUCAAAACCAAGAAGGAUUCGGACAGCGACAGCGACGAGCCUCUAAUUUGUAAAGUGCGAGGGAAACCGACGAAGGGGGUGAGGAGCGCGGGGCGCGGGGGAGCGAAAGCUGCCGAGGGUAUCAGCACGCGGCGCUCUGUGAGGCAGGGCAUGACCGCGCCGGCCGCCCCCGCCCCGGCCCCCGCGCCCGCCGCGCUGCCCGCGUCCGCCCCCGCCGCCCCGCCCGCCGCGGCGCCGGCUCCAGCCCCCCCUGUACCCGCUCCCGUCAGAAGAAAAACCAGAAGUGCCGCCGAACGUGCCAAUGGAGUCAUCUUCUAAACUCGAACACCAACUUGUUGUUCAGCGGGCGAAGGCCUGGCGGGCGCGGUGCGGCGGCGGCGCCUGUCCCGGGACGGCAAGUGACGGCGGUCGGGCGCGGAGCCCGGGCCCUCCCCGCCGCGCCUGAUGCUGUGUCCGCUGCUGGACUGACGCUGGACCGUCCGCUAACAGUACACUAUACACGCAAAUCACACAGGUAUAUAUCGACGCUUGAAAGGCAAACGUGACUAAGCGACAAUACGUGAACUUUACAGUAGACUAAUUUAAAGUUGAAAUACCUGAAAAAAAUCUAUUUUAACGAAUCUAGCUGUAGGAUUGAAAUGAUUUUAAUAGACCUAGAAAUAUAUUUUUAUUUACGCAUCGAAUAUGGUUAUUGCCUAUCAUUUAUGUACAAAGCAGUUAUUGUCGCUUAGUCACGUUUGCCUUUCAAGCUUUGAUACCUAUUCACCAGAAUUGUAAUGUCCCACUUUACUACCAGCAGACGAAUCAUAGAAGUGUUUAUACGAAUUUGCGACAUUUUUAAAGUUUAAAUAGAAAUUCAAAUCGCUGCUUUUGUAAUCAAAAUAUUCAAAUUUGACCAAUAAAAAAAAAUUUGAUUUUGCUGACCGUCAUGGAUAAUCUCAGAUUUGAAUUAUCUCGUUUGAACCAACUGGAAUAAGAUACAAGAGAGAUAUUAGUUGUUAUGCUGAAGAUCUAUAGAAUAAAAACUCUGGCGUGUCUACAUAAUUGCUGACGGACUUAUUAAAAAUUUAACUCGAAUGAAAAUGCUAUAUGAUUCGUACGUUGUAAAAAAGUCCAUUGUAAAACAAUAACGGAAACAUUAUUUUAAUCGAUUUUAAUUGAUUCGAGUCACAAUGGCUUUGAAUACGAAAUGCUGCUGACGUGAAUGUGAAUAAUUUUUAUGAAAUAUAUUUUUUAUUUAGUGAACAAAUCAUGUUACCAUUCACUAUAAAAGCACUUGACGAGUUUUACUUUAUUAAAUGUAAGUUAAUUUUAAAUGAAUGCGUCUGAAUUUACCGCUGAGUGAACUAUCGGUUGACUUGCCGUGGCUCCGGUCAAGAGGAUGUCAUAUCACAUUUAAAAAAAAAACUAAAAAAAAAACUUGUUUUCCCGAUUAAGUGACCGCUAAUCUUGGGAAGUCGAUCGUGCUACAUUCUCAGCGGGAAGCCUUAGAUUACUAGUGAUUAGUUUUAUAUCAUUGUACAAAGAGAAGGCACUCGAUAUGAUAGGCACAUUGUUAAAAAUACCGGAGAUUUAUAUAAAAUAAAAUAAAUCGCAGUAAUAAAAAAAAAAUUAAAGAUAUUUUCAUACGUUUUUGCACGUAAUUAAUUCGUGACGUUCUCAACGUUGCAUAAGCGCAGUGUAGUUAAAUAAAUUUUGCGGUUUCGACGGGAAUACGAUGUUUAUGAUUUUAUGAACUACCCAGAUAUGAAUAGACAAAUACCAAAAGUGAAGGAGUUUGUUAAAAAAAAAAAAACAUUGGGUUAUAGAAAAAAAAACAUGGCGUCUUCCCGCCCAAACUUGACAGCUGUUAUGAUUAGCGUUAAAUAAGGAUAAUUCACGACCAAUAAAUGUAAUUUUUAGAGUGUGUGAAACUUCGAAAAUUUCUUAGUGAAAUGAUAAUAAUCGCGACUGAAUGUUUCAUCAGCUUAUCCGUUCGGGCUUCCAGUAAAACUAACAUUUUUGUUUUUCUUCGAUAUUUAUGUACGCCCUCGUAUUUUUUUUUCCUCACCUUUUUCUAACCAAUCAAAUCAUUGAUCCAGUGACUUUUUAUAAAUUAACUUAAAUACGUUUUUUUUUGUCUGUGCACUGUAAAUAAAUGAUCGAAUUUCUGAAACCAAUUUUAGUUAGAAGCUAGUAUUUACUAUCGAAAUCACAAUUUUUAUUAAUAAUUAUUAACAUUAGUGUGUUGAAUGCAAUCUUCUGUUAUUGACAUGUUUUUGACAAUUUUUUUUUGUUUCUUUUCGGAUUGGACACGUGUCCUUCAAUCAGUUUUUUGAUAAAAUACUAUGAGUUUGCAAGUUUUUAGGCGGACAUUUUUUUUUUGUUGUUCCUAGUCGCAUAGGGAGAACUCUAAAGCAAUAAUAAUGGAUGUGAAGAUUACAUGCUUUUUGUAUAGCACUUUUUUGGACAGCUUUUACAAGGAUCAUUAACUUAAAUCGCAAUCAUUUGAAUAAUUUACACCCUUUUAAAUAAUAUAUUUUCGAAUACCCUACUUCUAUAGGAUAGCGGGGAGAUGCCUAUGUGCGUAACAAGAAAAAAAAAAUCAUUUGAUGAUUUUAAAAUGUGUUCAAAGGCCUAGUUGAUAAUGUAUCAAUUCGGUUUUAGAGCUAUCAAUCGUGGCUGUGCAUACACAGAGGCAACUCCUCGACUAUUUAUACUAGUACAUUGAAAGUUAGGUGAUACAGUGAUAGUCUUAAACGUUAGUAUGUAUUUACGUAGCGUAUAGAAAGUGUAAUGAGAAUAUUUUUAAUGUUAGUAAAUGAAUUAUUGCCUGAUAUAUUGUGCCCUAUGUAACAUGUGUGCCGUGGAUGCGUGAGGUGUGAGGCGGGACAGGCGGUGGGUUCAUUGACAUUUGUUUUUCAAAUACAAAUAUAAAUAUACAUUAUAUAUAUAUAUAUUUUUUUUUUUCAUUUAAAUUAUUUAAAAAAAUAUCAGUUCGUCCUGUAUAAAUCCUUUUGUAAAUUUUUAUGUAUAGACGGGAGGAUAUUAAUAUAAUGUGUUACGCUUUUGAUGUAAAUGGUUUUUUUUUUUUCUUCGAUUGUCUAUGUACGUAGUGUUGUAUAUAAUGGGCUAGUGAUCGUGUCCCGCACGGAUGGACUAUUAUAGUAAUGCAAAAAGCCUUAAUACUGUAAUAUAUAUAGUGAAGAGUUGAAUUUGUACCAUAUAAUUGUAACUAGGAACUCUCAACCAGCUGUGUAUAUUGGGUGUAAAGUUAUCAGUUUUGUAAUUGUUUUUGUUUUCUUUUUUUUUUUUUUUCUUUCAACCUAACUAUAGUAAUUUAUGCCCGAUAAAAUUUAUAUAUAUAUAUAAAUACGUUUACGAUAGAAAUAUGGAGAGACGAGAAAUACAAAUAGUUUUUAAACGAUUAUAAAUAUAGCGAAUAGGGGACAAAUAAAAUAAUAAUAAUAAUAAUAAAAAAAUGAAAACGACAAGAGAAUAUGGCGUUUAUAGUUUUGGUAUGUAAACAUAAUAUAAAAGAAAUAUGUAAAUAGAAUGCAGAAAUAGUGAAUUAAAAAAAAAGAAGAAUUGAAACAAUAAAUAAAUACUUUGUUA
This is a messenger RNA of Bombyx mori (domestic silkworm), 9104 nucleotides long. RefSeq lists its product as uncharacterized. Gene Ontology annotation, cellular component: transcription regulator complex; nucleus; histone methyltransferase complex. The coding region runs from base 873 to 5828 and encodes 1651 amino acids. Lineage: Eukaryota; Metazoa; Arthropoda; Insecta; Lepidoptera; Bombycidae. Gene Ontology annotation, biological process: positive regulation of transcription by RNA polymerase II. The record is from RefSeq and is a predicted model, not a curated record. The transcript has 9 exons.